AUGUCAUCUAUAGCAACUCGUAAAGUUGUCCAUUCUCUUUCUCCUGCACGCCACGUCCCUGACAUGCGCGGUGCUGCAAAGCAGGAUAGUGUCGCUGUCAAUCCGAUCAGGCUGCCAUACAAAACGGCGUUGACUGCGUCGAGGCAAAACUUGCCUGCAACCAACGUGUUGACGUCAAGGACAAGACCGAGCGCUUCGGCGAUUCGUGUACCCCAACUCCACGCACGAUCCAGAGCUGACCAUAAGCAGAAUGGUGCCGGUGCGCUCUCAAAGACCAAUAUCCCAAGACCCACGGUUGUGGCGUUGAAGAAGACUCGGGUCCGACAGAGCAUGAAGUUUUGGGUCAGAUCAGUGAGUGUCGUUCGGAUCUCCAAGGCCAAGUUAACUUCACACACUGCAGACCAGGUUGCAGUUGCACAAGACUGCGAAGACAAGACCCCAGAGAAAGGCCCUGUUGAGGUCGACUCUGGAAUCCUGCAGCUUGUCGAGCGGAACGAAGCCGAGGACUCGGUAAUCGACAAUUCCUCACUGCUCUUCAACAACAAGAGCUUCGACGAGUCUGUUGAUACUGACCAACAGACUUCGACCCUCAAAAUCAUCGGACGAGAGCUCGUCAGCACGAAGCGACUUGGACUGGGACUCCAGAUCCACCGAUCGCCGUGGUUUGUGGGACUCGCCCACUGUCUGACGUACAUGGGUGAAGGUGUCAGCAUGCCACACAUCUACGCUCCACUGAACCCUCCAAAGGAUAGUGUCAAGACAACACCACCACCAUCCCGACCAACUACCAAGGAGGCAACACGAGGCAACGUAGUCAAAGUCACCAAACUCAAUUCUCCGGAACCAGCCAAGAGUGAUAAGGCGGCUGCGACCACGAAGCCUCAGGCGCGUGGAAAGCGUCACCUUCCGACAACCACCCAGCCCAAGGCUUCACGAAGGUGCUCAGCUAACAUCCGCACCACGCCUCUCGCCCGCCGCCAGAAGCCUGUUCCGCAGCAAAAGGCUACUGGCAGUCACAAGCCCCGUCCUACCGUUGGACGACACCUCGGUACCAAGCAGUCAGUGACUCCCAGUACCGACAAGAAGCCACUGGGUCGUGGACCCCACGCAGUAAAGUCCGCUCUAAAGCCAACUGCAUGCCCAUCCAGUCCCGCCACUGUCAAGAAGCAGGUCGCUUUUGUCUCAGGACCCAUCAAGCCACGCUUCUCCGCCAAGGACACCGUCAAGCAAUCCGCAUCCCCUGAUGCCUUGCCAUCACGGUAUGAAUGGGCUCCACUCGUCGGUCUACUGCACUCUCGACCUACCUCGGUCGGCUCCAAGACAUCACAGAUCCUCCAAGGCGACAAAGCGGGUAGCUUGACGCUCAAGCGCCGCUUCCUCACUCGUCUCGCCAGUGUGCAGGCAUACGAGGCAAAUCGUCGCGAAGAGGCUAUUGCAAGGGGUGAGCAGCUUGGUUUGGGUCAGCUUGACUAUGGCAAUGCUGUUAUCAAGAUUGCCCUGCAAGCGUCGGGGGUCGUCGAGGCGGACGACAUUGGGAUCCUCCAGGACCUGAGUGGUGUUGGCAGGUGCGGACUCCUGGCUACUGGUCGCCGACAGAUGGCCAAUCCCGUUUGGUUUUUUGGAGCAUUCAAGAAGCCGUAUAGCCCUGCGACUAUUCCGACCAAGCGGGUUGCGGCUUACAAGAAGCCAGUGUUCUAGUCGGUUGCAGGGUCAAGGGGGAGUUGUAGGCUCUUUUCGAUAAGCAUUUCACGCCAUUGCAAGCUGCGGAUUCAGAUAUUUGAAGCCGAAGUAACAAAAGCAUAGAAG
This is a messenger RNA of Bipolaris sorokiniana ND90Pr, 1806 nucleotides long. RefSeq lists its product as uncharacterized. The transcript has 3 exons. Bases 1 to 1698 code for a protein of 565 amino acids. Lineage: Eukaryota; Fungi; Ascomycota; Dothideomycetes; Pleosporales; Pleosporaceae. The record is from RefSeq and is a predicted model, not a curated record.